Molecule: messenger RNA, 2659 nt
Organism: Lolium rigidum
Lineage: Eukaryota; Viridiplantae; Streptophyta; Magnoliopsida; Poales; Poaceae
Product: protein argonaute MEL1-like
Exons: 22
Coding region: 35-2539 (834 amino acids)
Biological process (GO): regulatory ncRNA-mediated post-transcriptional gene silencing
Cellular component (GO): cytoplasm
Molecular function (GO): RNA binding; protein binding
Source: RefSeq, a predicted model, not a curated record
CGCGCGUCCGGGUUUCGGGACGUUGGGGCGGAAGAUGAUCGUGCGGGCGAACCACUUCCUCGUGGGCUUCGCCGACAAGGACAUCUGCCACUACGACGUUGCCAUUAGUCCUGAGCCUAAGACAAGACGGAUCAACAGGGUUAUCAUGACCGAGCUGAUGAACAAGCACCGCACAUCCUCUCUCGGCGGUCAAUCGGUGGCUUAUGAUGGCAGCAAGAGCCUGUACACUGCAGGUGAGCUGCCAUUCACAGUGAUGGAUUUCUCCGUCAAGCUGGGGAAAGAACGAAGAGAAAUCGAGUACAAGGUAACAGUUCGAUUUGCCGCGCGGGCAAACUUGUAUCACCUGCAGCAGUUCCUAGGUGGCAGGCAAAGGGACUGUCCUCAGGACACCAUACAAGCGCUCGAUGUUGUGCUGAGGGAGUCACCUUGUCAGAACUAUGUCACUGUUUCUCGGUCCUUCUUCUCGGCAACGUUUGGCCAUCGUGACAUUGGUGGUGGCCUCGAGUGUUGGAGAGGGUUUUACCAGAGUUUGCGGCCCACGCAGAUGGGCCUGUCACUGAAUAUAGACAUAUCAUCGACGUCAUUUUAUAGGCCUAUCCCGGUGAUGGAAUUUGCUCGGGAUUGUCUGAAUCUGAGGACUGUAGAGGCAAAUCGGCCUCCUUCUGAUAGGGACCGUCUGAAGCUUAGGAGAGCACUGCGAGGGGUUCGUGUUGAAACCACUCACCAAGAGGGAAAGAAAAGUAUAUACAAGAUAACCGGGAUUACUUCUGACCCUCUGGUUCAGCUCAACUUUCCUCUGGAUGAAGGCACCCAAAUGACUGUUGUACAAUACUUUUGGGACCGGUACAAGUAUAGACUGAAAUUCACCUCAUGGCCUUGUCUUCAGUCCGGCAGUGCUGCUCGUCCUAUAUAUUUGCCCAUGGAGGUGUGCACAAUUAUUAAAGGGCAGAGGUUCUCCAGGAAGCUUAACGAGAAACAAGUGACUGCCAUACUUAAAGCUACUUGUGAACGUCCCAAGGAGAGGGAGGAGAGUAUACUUAAGAUGGUUGACCACAACAACUAUGCAGCUGAUACGCUGGCACGGGAGUUUGGAGUUGAUGUUACCAAUAAAAUGGUGAAUGUGCAGGCUCGUUUGCUACCUCCACCCAUGCUCAAAUAUCAUGAUUCUGGAAGGGAGAAAUCUUGUGUACCAAGUGUUGGCCAAUGGAACAUGAUCAACAAGAAAAUGGUUGAUGGAGGAAAUGUUCAGAGCUGGACUUGCUUGAACUUUUCACGCAUGCCAGUUGAAGGGGUGCGUAUGUUUUGUGGCGACUUAGUCCAAAUGUGCAAUUCCAUCGGCAUGGUUUUCAAUCAAAUUCCAGUUGCAGAGAUCCGCUCAGCUUCUGCUAAUAACAUAGAAGGUGCUUUGAAGGAUGUACACCAGAGGGUCCCUAAGCUCCAGUUGCUUAUUGUGAUUCUCCCAGACAUUUCUGGCCAAUAUGGGAAAGUUAAGAAGGUGUGCGAAACUGAGCUUGGGAUAGUAUCUCAAUGUCUCAAGCCAGACAAGGUCAACAAAGCAAACAAGCAGUAUUUUGAAAACGUUGCGCUCAAAAUCAAUGUCAAGGUUGGAGGGAGAAAUACAGCUCUUCAGCAAGCUCUUUCACGCAAAAUGCCGUUUGUCAGCGACAUACCUACAAUCAUUUUUGGUGCUGAUGUAACACAUCCUGCAGCAGGGGAGGAUUCCUCUGGGUCGAUUGCAGCUGUGGUUGCCUCUAUGGACUGGCCUGCAAUCACAAAGUACAGAGCUGUGGUUUCUGCACAACCACCCAGGCAGGAGAUUAUUCAAGAUCUCUUCUGGACAACUACAGAUCCAGAGAAGGGCAUCAUGCCCGGUGGAAUGAUCAGGGAGUUACUGCUAGCAUUCUAUAGGCAGAACAACAAUAUAAAGCCCCAGAGGAUUAUAUUCUACAGGGACGGGGUCAGCGAAGGGCAGUUCGCUGAAGUUCUGAUGUAUGAAAUGGAUGCCAUCAGGAAGGCCUGUCAAUCUUUGCAGAAGGAUUAUCUGCCCAAAGUGACAUUUGUGGUUGUCCAGAAAAGGCACCACACAAGGCUCUUCCCUGAGGUGCACAUGAAGGAGACUGACAGAAGUGGGAACAUCCUUCCUGGAACCGUGGUGGACACGAAUAUAUGCCAUCCGACAGAGUUUGACUUCUACCUUUGUAGCCAUGCAGGGAUUCAGGGCACAAGCAGACCAGCUCACUACCAUGUUCUGUAUGACGAGAAUCGGUUCACUGCCGAUGGGCUACAGUCGCUCACGAACAACCUAUGCUACACAUACGCUCGCUGCACUCGCUCUGUGUCUGUUGUUCCUCCAGCCUACUACGCUCACCUGGCGGCGUUCCGUGCACGAUAUUAUGACGAGCCGUUGGAGGGCUCUGACAGCACCUCGGUCGUCAGCGCUGGGAGCCGGGCGGUGGCCGGAGCAACAGGCCCUCCUGUGGCGUACCGCAGGCUCCCCCAGAUCAAGGAGAACGUCAAGGACGUCAUGUUCUACUGCUGAAUUGGCCGUUGUUGGCAACUUCAUGGGACUCCUCAUUUUAGUUGUCCUGCUGCUUAAUUAGGUGGUACUUUUGUUGGCGACUUGUGUUUGUUGUGUUGAUGGAUCAUGCGUCAUGGAUAU